AUGACUCGCGGAGAGAUUCUUCACCUUCAUAUCGGUCAAGCUGGUACUCAGCUUGGUAACAGUGCUUGGGAGUUAUAUCUUCUUGAGCAUGGUCUCUUACAAGAUGGUCGUCCUGAUCCCGAGGCAAAGGCCGUCCACGAAUCUGGUGAACUCGAUACAGUCUUCACUGAAACUGGCAAUGGUAAAUACGUACCUCGAUCCAUCUUCGUCGAUCUCGACCCAUCUCCAAUCGACGAAAAUCCGAACUGGGAGGAUGCUGCCAACAACUACGCUCGUGGUCACUACACAAUUGGAAAGGAGAUCUUGGAUGGUACUUUGGACAAGAUUCGUCGCGUUCUGGAUAACUGCUCUUCCCUCCAAGGUUUCUUGAUCUUCCACUCUUUCGGUGGUGGAACCGGUUCUGGUUUCGGAUCUCUCUUGCUUGAGCGUCUCUCCACCGAUUACGGCAAGAAAUCCAAGCUCGAAUUCGCAGUUUACCCAGCUCCAAGAGUUUCUACCGCUGUUGUUGAGCCAUAUAACGCUGUUCUCAGCACUCACAGCACUAUCGAAAACUCCGACUGUACCUUCUUGGUCGAUAACGAGGCUGUCUACGAUAUCUGCCGUCGCAACUUGGACAUUCCUCGUCCAGGUUUCGAGCAUCUCAACAGAUUGAUUGCUCAAGUUGUCAGCUCCAUCACCUCGUCACUCCGUUUCGAUGGUGCUUUGAACGUCGAUCUCAAUGAGUUCCAAACUAACUUGGUUCCUUACCCAAGAAUUCAUUACCCAUUGAUCAGUUACGCUCCAGUCAUUUCUGCUGCUAGAAGUUCCCACGAGAGCUUCAAGACUCAAGAAUUGACCCUCCAAUGUUUCGAGCCAAACAACCAAAUGGUUGUCUGCGAUCCCCGCAACGGAAAAUACAUGGCUGUUGCCCUUCUCUACCGUGGUGAUGUCGUUCCCCGUGACUGCAACGCCGCUGUCGCUUCCCUCAAGGCUAAAACAUCCUUCAACCUCGUCGAAUGGUGUCCAACUGGUUUCAAGCUCGGCAUCAACUACCAAAAACCAAUGUCCGUCCCAUCUUCCGCACCAAACGAUGGUGCCCUCGCCUCAGUCGAUCGUUCCGUCAGUAUGUUGUCCAACACCACCGCUAUUGCCGAGGCCUGGUCAAGAUUGGACCACAAGUUCGAUCUUAUGUACAGCAAGCGUGCUUUCGUGCAUUGGUACGUUGGUGAGGGUAUGGAGGAAGGAGAGUUCAGUGAAGCAAGAGAAGAUUUGGCAGCAUUGGAGAAGGAUUACGAAGAGGUUGCUGCUGACAGCUUCGAGGCUGAAGAGGGUGAGGCUGAGUAUUAA
This is a messenger RNA of Botrytis sinoallii, 1326 nucleotides long. RefSeq lists its product as uncharacterized. Gene Ontology annotation, biological process: mitotic cell cycle; microtubule cytoskeleton organization. Gene Ontology annotation, molecular function: structural constituent of cytoskeleton; GTP binding. The transcript has 6 exons. The coding region runs from base 1 to 1326 and encodes 441 amino acids. NCBI's taxonomy places the organism in Eukaryota, Fungi, Ascomycota, Leotiomycetes, Helotiales, Sclerotiniaceae. The record is from RefSeq and is a predicted model, not a curated record. Gene Ontology annotation, cellular component: cytoplasm; microtubule.